AUGGCGCGGCGACAUCAUCUUACGCUGUCCCUGGCGUUGGCCUUUCUCAUCCUGUUCAGCGUAUCAUAUCUAUUCCGAUCAAGCGCCUCAUUCUCAGCCUACCCAACGUUCCCAGGCCAGGACACACCCCGAACCGCAGAUGGCCAGGAUGGUUUCCAAGUUGACUUGGGUGAUUUGCCCGCGGGCAUUCUGGAGGGUGGAUCUAUCGCUCCCAAACUCGAGAAUGCGACUCUGAAGGCUGAGCUCGGCCGCGCGACAUGGAAGUUCCUCCACACGAUGGCCGCCCGAUUCCCCGAGAAGCCGACCGAGAGCGAUCGCCUUGCCCUCAAAUCCUUCAUCGGCCUCUUUGGCAGACUCUACCCAUGCGGCGACUGCGCCGAGCACUUCCGGAAGGUGCUGGCCAAGAACCCCCCUCAAACCUACGACCGCAACGCUGUUGCCGGGUGGCUCUGCUAUGUGCACAACAUUGUCAACAAGCGCUUGAAGAAGCCCGAAUUCGACUGCAACAAGAUUGGCGACUUUUAUGACUGUGGCUGUGGCGAUGAGGACAAGAACAAGGAGAAGGGCGCGGACAAGGCGUCGCCGCAGCUUGAACUCGAGAAACCGUAG
Clonostachys rhizophaga is the source of this 609-nucleotide messenger RNA. Lineage: Eukaryota; Fungi; Ascomycota; Sordariomycetes; Hypocreales; Bionectriaceae. The record is from the annotation of a GenBank genome assembly.